This is a messenger RNA of Salvia hispanica, 2549 nucleotides long. It is a transcript of the gene FH8, whose product is annotated as formin 8. Gene Ontology annotation, biological process: actin cytoskeleton organization; actin nucleation. NCBI's taxonomy places the organism in Eukaryota, Viridiplantae, Streptophyta, Magnoliopsida, Lamiales, Lamiaceae. The record is from RefSeq and is a predicted model, not a curated record. Gene Ontology annotation, molecular function: actin filament binding.
AAGAGCAAAGUAUACCAAAUCAACCACCAACUGCUCAGGUUGACAGUUUCAGCAACUAAACCAAACAAACUAAGAAAAACACAAGCAAUGAUCAAAACAAAAAAUCACACAUCCCUCAAAUUUCUCACAACCUUUGAUCAUGGCCGCAACUACGUUUCUUUCCUUCUUCAUCUUCCUCAUCAUCUCUCACAUUCCAGAAUCUUCUUCCCAGCAAAACAUCGAGACGUUCUAUCCAUUCUCUCCUCCGCCUAUUCCUUCCAUCGUCCCGCCGCCUCCGCCUCCAGACGCGCCCAUCUCCUUCCCUCCGCCGCCCGGGCCGGAAGUCCCACCGCCGCGCAGGACUUCCACUAAGGCCGCGGUGGGAAGGGCGAUAGGCGUCACGGCUGCAAGCACAGUCGUUUUGUCCGCGCUUCUUUUGUUUCUCUUUGUGAGGUAUAAUUCGCGGCGGAAGCGGGAGGAGAAUCCUCCCGCUUCCGCUGCCGCCGCAGCCAAUGGCUCGGCGGCGCGUGGGAGCUUCAGGCGAUACGGCGGGAACGUGAAGGGGCUGAUUGUGGAUGAGAAUGGUUUGGAUGUGCUGUAUUGGAGAAAUAUGCAGGAGGGGGAGAAUCAGAAUCAGAAUCAGAAUCAAGGUGGUUACCGGAAACAGAAUUUCAAGAGCUUGAAGGAGGAGCAGCAAGAGGAGGAGAAGAGAGUUGUUAGUGAGAGGGAGAGAGAGAGGAAGAGUAAGCCGCCGGUGCAAGAACUUCCUCUGCUUCGAGGGAAAUCCUCCACUUCUCAGAGCUUAAUCUGGGCGGAGGAGAAGCAUGAUCGGAUCGUCGAGAAAGCACCUUCGUUUGCAGUUAAGGUUGAAAAGCAACUCUUGCAGAAUGGGCCUCCGCCGCCGCCGCUUCCUCCACCGCCGCGCCUCUCCGCUCCACCACCAGUAGUAGCGGUUGGAGCAAUUGCGAAAAAAAGCCCCGCACCACCACCACCCCCGCCGCCUAUUCCGGCCAACAUAGGUCCGCCUCCGCCGCCGCCUAAUAAGCGGUCGUCUUCAGCCGGAGAAAGCUCUAGUGAGAAAGUAAAACUGAAACCCUUGCACUGGGAUAAGGUGAAUCCAAAUGUGGAGCAUUCCAUGGUGUGGGACAAAAUCGACAAGGGCUCAUUCAAAUUUGACGGAGACCUAAUGGAAGCCCUCUUCGGAUCAGUAGCCGUGAACAGAAGAUCCCCACGCGGCGGCGGCGACACCAAUCAACCACCGAGUCCAUUGAGCAACAAAUCCGGCCCUCCCUCGCAGAUAUUCCUCCUCGACACGCGGCGAUCACAAAACACCGCCAUCGUCCUCAAAUCCCUCGCCCUCUCCAGAAAAGAAAUCAUCGACGCUCUCCACGAAGGCCACGGCCUCAGCAGCGACACAAUCGAGAAGCUCGCCGCAAUCGCCCCUACAAGCGACGAAGCCUCACAGAUCACCGCCUUCGACGGCGAUCCGACGAGGCUCGCCGACGCAGAAUCCUUCCUCUACCACCUCCUCAAAUCCGUCCCCACCGCCUUCAGCAGGUUCCACGCCAUGCUCUUCCGAUCAAACUACGAUUCCGAGGUCUUAAGCAUCAAGGCUUCCCUCUACGCGCUCGAAUCAGCUUGCAAGGAACUCCGCACUAGAGGACUCUUCCUCAAGCUUCUAGAAGCCGUUCUCAAAGCCGGAAACCGGUUAAACGCAGGGACGUCGCGAGGCAACGCGCAGGCCUUCAACCUCACAGCUCUCAGAAAACUCUCCGACGUCAAGAGCUCCGACGGGAAAACCACGCUGCUCCAGUUCGUGGUGCAGGAAGUCGUCCGGGCGGAGGGAAAGCGCUGCGUUCUCAACAGAAAUCGCAGUCUCAAUAACAAUAACAAUAACGAUAACAACAACGCGGCCUCCAAAGAAGACCGCGAGAGAGACUACAUGAUGCUCGGACUGCCCGUGAUCGGGGGCCUCAGCGCCGAGUUUUCGAACGUGAAGAAGGCCGCGGCGCUGGACCACGACGCGCUUGCGAAAUCCAUCGACGCCUUAGCCGAUCAAUUGAGUGAAACGCGUAACGCGCUGCGGCAAUGCGGCGGCGGCGAAGGGGGAUUUGCGCGGGAGAUGAGUGGGUUUCUGGACACGGCGGAGCUGGAGAUGAGGGUGGUGAGGGAGGAGGAGGCGAGCGCGAUGGAGCUGGUGAAGAAGACCACGGAUUACUAUCAAGCAGGAUCGUCCAAAGAUAAAGGGGCGAAUCCGUUUCAGCUGUUUGUGAUCGUUAAAGAUUUCUUGGGGAUGGUUGAUCAGGUGUGUAUAGAGAUUGCCAGGAAUGUGCAGAAGAGGAGAUCGGCGCCGCCCUCAGUUGAGGGCUCGUCGUCGCCGGCGAGGGUCUUCAGAUUCCCUAAACUUCCGCCUAAUUUCAUGUCGGACAACUCCAAGAGCGGCGGCUCCAGUGAUUCCGACACCGACUAGUCCACUUUGUGUACAGACAAUUCAAAUGCAAAAUUGUUAACAGUUUUUUUUUUUUUUUUUUUAAUUUUAAUUUUUGCAAAUGUAACAUUCGUUUUUUGUU